CCCCCUCCCUCUCCCUUACCCCACGGACAGGAGCGCACCGCCUGCCCCCUCUUCCUCGGAAAGGGAGGAAUUUAGGGAAAAAAAAGUUCCCCAGAAGUUUGGAUCAGAAAAGGACGGGAAGACCGGGAGAGAAAGAGGGAGAGGGAGGAGAGAAAGGGAGAGGGAGGAGAGAGGGAGAGAGCGAGGGGGAAAAAAAAGAUGAAGCUCAUUCGGCACAGUUCGUGAACGCCUGCCCGGGUGGGUGGGAAGCAAGAUUUGGGCGCUCAUGCAGCGGUCGGGCGGCGCUCCGGGCGCUCGUGGCUAGCGGCUGGGGCAGCUGGGCGCGCUGGUCCGGUCGGGCGGCGGAGGGCGGGGAAGGACGCAGGGGGGAGGGCGCUGAGGACCCGCGCAGCCAACACCUCUCCCGGGCCCUGCCCGGCGGGCGCUCGGAGAGGGAGGGCGCGGGCUGCUCCCUCAGUCGCGGGGGCAAGCGAGACCGGGGUGCGGGCGGCUAAAAUGAGUGAAAGGAGAAGAUCUGCAGUCGCCCUGAGCUCGCGAGCACAUGCCUUCUCCGUUGAAGCCUUGAUCGGCUCCAAUAAAAAGCGAAAACUGCGAGACUGGGAGGAGAAGGGGCUGGACCUGUCCAUGGAGGCGCUGAGCCCCGCGGGCCCACUCGGAGACACGGAGGACGCGGCGGCACACGGCCUGGAGCCCCACCCGGAUUCGGAACAGAGCACUGGUUCAGACUCUGAGGUACUCACUGAGCGGACUUCCUGCUCCUUCAGCACUCACCCUGAUCUGGCCUCGAGUGCUGCAGGCCCCGUGCCUGCUACCAUGUCUUCCAUGGAGGAGAUCCAGGUGGAGCUGCAAUGUGCUGACCUCUGGAAGAGGUUCCACGACAUUGGAACCGAAAUGAUCAUCACCAAAGCAGGCAGGAGGAUGUUUCCUGCCAUGAGAGUGAAAAUCACAGGCUUAGAUCCACACCAGCAGUACUACAUAGCAAUGGAUAUUGUGCCUGUGGACAAUAAAAGAUACAGAUAUGUGUAUCAUAGCUCCAAGUGGAUGGUGGCUGGCAAUGCCGAUUCCCCUGUGCCCCCAAGAGUUUAUAUACACCCCGAUUCUCUAGCUUCUGGAGAUACCUGGAUGAGACAGGUGGUCAGUUUCGACAAACUCAAGCUGACGAACAACGAAUUGGAUGAUCAAGGACAUAUUAUUCUGCACUCUAUGCACAAAUACCAGCCUCGCGUUCAUGUGAUUCGCAAGGAUUUCAGCAGUGACCUUUCGCCUACCAAGCCUGUCCCUGUGGGGGAUGGGGUGAAAACGUUCAAUUUUCCAGAGACAGUUUUCACCACAGUCACAGCCUAUCAAAACCAGCAGAUCACCAGGUUAAAAAUUGACCGAAACCCUUUUGCUAAAGGAUUCAGAGAUUCUGGAAGAAACAGAACUGGACUGGAAGCCAUCAUGGAGACUUACGCAUUCUGGAGACCUCCUGUGCGCACACUCACCUUUGAAGAUUUCACCACCAUGCAGAAGCAGCAAGGAGGCAGCACAGGCACUUCCCCAACCACCUCCAGCACUGGGACACCAUCCCCUUCAGCUUCUUCUCACCUUUUAUCUCCAUCCUGUUCUCCUCCAACUUUUCACCUGGCCCCUAACACCUUCAACGUGGGCUGUCGAGAGAGCCAGCUGUGUAAUCUAAACCUCUCUGAUUAUCCACCAUGUGCCCGAAGCAACAUGGCUGCCUUGCAGAGCUAUCCAGGGCUGAGUGACAGUGGCUACAACAGGCUCCAGAGUGGCACUGCUUCAGCUGCUCAGCCCUCCGACACCUUCAUGCCCCAGAGGACUCCAUCCCUGAUCUCAGGAAUACCAACUCCUCCCUCGUUGCCUAGCAACACCAAGAUGGAAGCCUAUGGUGGCCAGCUGGGGUCCUUCCCCACUUCCCAGUUUCAAUAUGUCAUGCAGGCAGGCAAUGCUGCCUCAAGCUCCUCCUCACCACACAUGUUUGGGGGCAGCCACAUGCAGCAGAGCUCCUACAAUGCCUUCUCCCUCCACAACCCCUACAACCUCUAUGGAUACAAUUUCCCCACUUCCCCUAGGCUAGCUGCAAGCCCAGAGAAACUGAGCUCCUCUCAAAGCACUUUACUCUGUUCCUCUCCCUCCAAUGGGGCCUUUGGCGAGAGGCAGUACCUGCCCACGGGAAUGGAGCACAGCAUGCACAUGAUUAGCCCUUCGCCCAAUAAUCAGCAGGCAACCAACACUUGUGAUGGCCGGCAGUAUGGGGCAGUCCCAGGUUCCUCCUCCCAGAUGUCUGUGCACAUGGUUUAAAGGCUGGUCUAAGCACCAUGGAGCCUUUGGCAGCCAAGACUUCUGAGUCUCCAGGGGCAGAUCCUCCUACUUGGAAGCCCAACACCUUUGGAAAACAGGAACUUUGUAUUUGUUUGUUUGUUUGUUUCUGGAGGAUGAAAACACACACACACACAAGAGCAACAAGAGACACUUCUAGGCCACUGAAGGAUACUUGUGGUGAAUCAUCUUCGACUCAGUGGUCCUUCUUCUGCCUUCCUAAACCUUAGUUUGUAAAGCAUAGUCUAUACCAGAGUGACCUUUGAAGAGACUGAACAAUCAUUUUAUAAUAAUGUUAUGAGAGAUGCUAGCAUGUAGCAGCCAUGAAAAGUUGACACUCCUACCUAUACAUGCACACAUAUGCACACACAUAUAUUCAUACAUAAACACAUGCAAACACAAACACACCAACUCUAAACUGGGUGAACUCUGUGGAGGGAGACCCAGAAUGGGUGCUUUCACCAAGGAUUUUCUAUGUACAACACUAGAUGGACCGUGCCGGCAGUCGUUGCCAGCCUUCCUCCCCUGCAGCUCUCCCUGCUUCUGGAAUGAACCAUGUAUCCUGGAAUCCUUACCUGUUGAUGAGGGUGGAAAGACAUCAGUGCUACGACUGGACUUGGCUUCCUGACCAAGCUUGCUCUUAAACUCUGGCUGUCUUCACUCCUUAUGUCAGUAUUGAUGUUCCCAGUGGUGCCUGUGAAGGAGGAAGUCAGAGCAGCUGAGCAGAAAAGAAAGAAAGAGAAAGAAUAGAGGGCAGGAGAGAGACGGAGAGCAAGACUAAGAAAGUGUAAGCAAUGAUGGGAGUUUUAAUUCUCCAAGGAAAUGUGUUUUUGGUUUGUUCCCCAAACUACAGGUUGUAGAAAGAAUCGUGGUGUUACUGAGAAGUACAGAUCUCCCUGGGAUGCUGUGCUUGGUCAAGGCACUGGGGACAGGGCUUGGGGCAGGUAGUACUUCUCCAUCCCACAUGGCCAGGGUGACCCAGAAGAGAGGUGCACCUCACGGCAAGUGUCUGUUCCACAGCAUGCAGCCCUGCAGGGCAAGGGGAAUAGGAGUGUGAAGAAGGAAGAGUUUUAGAAUCUCUGCAGAUGACACCUUGGGCGUGGCUAAAACAGAGGCCUGGUCUUUGCAUGCCAGACCCAGAUGCCUGACCUGGACCUGCUGUCUGUUAGUCCCUGUGGCAGGAGAAACCCUAGCUUGUUCCAGAGAGUUGCUGAUGGAUCUCCUGCACUCUUCCACAUGCCUUUUUGUCUCCAUUCUUAUCAAUUAUUUCAUUGCAUUUUGAAGUUUGAUUUUUUUUUCUCCCUUUAUCUUUUCUUUUCCCUUCAAAUCUUUUAAUGGUAAGAAAACAAGUGAAGCUUGGUGCGAGCUAAACUUUUUAAGUGGUGUGGAAAUGCAAAUACUACCAAGUAAAAUAAUACAGGUAUUAUUAAAAUUUGUGGUUUUGAAGUGUUGUAGAUAAAUGUAUUUAUGUGCCUAGUGGGGAAUCCAAUAUUAUGAAGAUUAAAAAGGGGGCAGUAAAAUGGUAUGUAAAAUAUGUAUGAAGAAAAGGUGUAUAAAAAUUUGCCCUUAUGCACGGAACUUUGUUUCUAAGUGCCAAGCACAGAAAGCCGGUAAAUAAAACCUUUGCAAUUGUGUUCUGAG
Molecule: messenger RNA, 3963 nt
Organism: Ochotona princeps (American pika)
Lineage: Eukaryota; Metazoa; Chordata; Mammalia; Lagomorpha; Ochotonidae
Gene: TBX15
Product: T-box transcription factor 15
Exons: 8
Coding region: 496-2304 (602 amino acids)
Biological process (GO): positive regulation of DNA-templated transcription; regulation of transcription by RNA polymerase II; cell fate specification
Cellular component (GO): nucleus
Molecular function (GO): DNA-binding transcription factor activity, RNA polymerase II-specific; RNA polymerase II cis-regulatory region sequence-specific DNA binding
Source: RefSeq, a predicted model, not a curated record